AUGGCAGAGAUUCACACGAACCUGGAUCCGCUCCCUCGACAGGUACGCGAUGGAAUGAUAUCUAUGGGGGUGUUUGGGCUUGUGUCCAGUGCCUCCACUCUCAGUUUAAUGAUAUUUAUCACAUAUCGGAUGAUAUUUUGGCGACGAUACUACGACCAUCCAAUUGCAACGAAUCAAAUAUUUGUCUUGAUCUACAAUCUUCUCCUCGCGGACUUCCAACAGGCUCUCAGCUUCGUCUUCUCAUUCUACUGGAUUUCACAGAAUAAAUUGGUUGGACCGUCGCCUGCCUGUUUUGCUCAGGGCUGGCUUAUUCAGAUUGGUGACGUAUCGUCGGGUCUAUGGGUGCUGGCGAUUGCUGUCCACACAUGUAUCAAUCUAGUUGGGCAAAGGACGAUCAAGCACAGAACGUUUGUUAUUGCGGUGAUUGCCCUGUGGGCAUUCUGUUUGUUCCUCACAGCAAUUGGCCCACUACUGGCCAAGGACGACUUCUUCAUCCCCGCAGGCGCAUGGUGUUGGAUGAAUGAAAGCCACGAGGCGGACCGAUUAUAUCUUCAUUAUCUAUGGAUCUUCAUCUCACAGCUCGGGUCUCUCGUCAUUUACAUUUCCAUAUUCUUUUUCCUCCGGGGCCGACUCGCCAAUUCUAGCAAACUCCAGACUGCAGCAUUGUCUUCUGUUUCCGACGAAGGACGACCAGGACCUUACAAGGGAAGUCCAACGACAACCACGACAAUCAUGAGCAAUGGACACGACACUUUCGCCGUAUCGAGGCAACGGAUCUUACGAACAGCGCGAUACAUGGUCGUCUACCCUUUCGCUUAUGUUUUCUUAACACUGCCUCUCGCUACAGGCAGAAUCUCAUCAAUGGCAGGGAAGCGACCUCCCUUGGUAUUCUUCCCCAUCGCCGGUACAUUGAUGGCAAGCUGUGGAAUCAUCGAUGUGAUAUUAUACAUCUCGACGAGAAAAGCACUCGUAAGGAGUAGUGUUGGAGUGAAAGGGCAAAGUCGAAGCGCGCGAUCCCGAGCAAACGAGUCAUCAAGGAGAGGAGCACGAGGACAGUCUUUCAGAUUAGGAGAACUACGAGAUCACGACGAGGAAGAUCAAAUUCGAGUUGGGAACGGAGUCCUAUUAGGCGGCACCAUCGUGGUGUCGAAAUCCAUCGUCAUGAGCGCAGAUUCAUUUGAGGGUUCAAGGAGGUCGCAACGGUCUGACUCGCUGCAAAGUCUCGUCGUCAACAAAGAAGACGUAUCUCACAAAGCUUGGCUCAAAUAG
Cadophora gregata is the source of this 1269-nucleotide messenger RNA. RefSeq lists its product as uncharacterized. Gene Ontology annotation, molecular function: G protein-coupled receptor activity. Gene Ontology annotation, biological process: adenylate cyclase-activating G protein-coupled receptor signaling pathway. The record is from RefSeq and is a predicted model, not a curated record. Gene Ontology annotation, cellular component: plasma membrane. NCBI's taxonomy places the organism in Eukaryota, Fungi, Ascomycota, Leotiomycetes, Helotiales, Ploettnerulaceae. The coding region runs from base 1 to 1269 and encodes 422 amino acids. The transcript has 2 exons.